AUGGAGGAGCAGCCAUCGUCGUCCAUCGGCAGUGGUCCUCUUGGGCCGCUGCGACGGGCCUCAACCACGCUGAUCAAUGCCAACCCGCAGCUGGGCAUGUGGCAGGCGACAGGCACGGCGCUCGCCCACGUCCCCGAUAUCACAGAGCUGCGCGGUGCCGAGACGGGCGGAAACAUUCUUUUCAAUUCGCAGGGCCGGUCUGCGCGCACAGCGGUCCGUCGAAGCGACGGCGAGCUAGUGCCAUUGGGAAGCGUAUCAAAGCCUCGCUCCGAGACGUUUCCUAGAGAUGCAAAUGCCGGCGCCGGCGGCGAUGAGCCGGCCUUCACCCUGCCGCGUCGCCAGACUCUGCUUGAAAUGCAGAGCAGCGAACCAAAGGCUGGCUGGGGCGUGACGAUCCGCAAUGGUCUCAAGGCUUACUGGAGUUUCCUCAAGACGCCCAUUGGCGUCAUGAUUACCAUCUAUUUUCUCAACAUUGUUGCUUGGGGAGCCAUGCUAUUUUUCCUGCUUCUCAAGGCAGCUCCCGCCAUGAAUUACCCGACCGCCGACGAUGACAACUCUCCACGCAAGAAAUGGCUCGAAAUUGACAGUCAAAUACUGAAUGCCCUCUUUUGCGUCACCGGCUUCGGUCUAGCGCCGUGGCGCUUUCGUGAUUUCUACCGCUACAUGCGCGUCGUCUUUGUGCGGGAUCGCACUGCUAUGAGCAAACUCGCGGCCCAAAAUAGCGGUUGGUUCCGAACCCCCGACUGGUACAACCACCACGAGGACGCCGAGGACGGCGCAUCGGGUAGUGAUCACCUAGCCAGAACGCCGACGUUCACGGGUUCCAAAGCACCACCGACAGCCAUGUGGAAGUUGGGACUGGUGAUUUCCAUGAUGGUCUGGAAUACGCUCUUUCAAGUUGUGCUCUCAUACUUUAUGUGGGCGUACAAUCGGUUCGACAGACCUACCUGGGCCACUGGUACCUUUAUUGGCCUCGGAUGUGGCGUUUCGGCUGUGGCAGGAUUUGUAUCGUGGUGGGAAGGUCGGAAAGUCAAGAAGAUUGAGGGGCCCGAUGUCAUUGUCGUCAAGGACGUGGAGGCUUGA
Messenger RNA from Pestalotiopsis fici W106-1, 1083 nucleotides. RefSeq lists its product as uncharacterized. Lineage: Eukaryota; Fungi; Ascomycota; Sordariomycetes; Amphisphaeriales; Sporocadaceae. The record is from RefSeq and is a predicted model, not a curated record. The transcript is spliced from 4 exons. The coding region runs from base 1 to 1083 and encodes 360 amino acids.